CACAAAUUAAUAAUCAAUGGAUUCAAAGAUAGUGAGUACUAAUGAAUAUCGUAUAAUAUUGUUGCCAUGGUUAGCCUAUAGUCACAUAUCUCGAUUCCUUGCUUUUGCCAAAGGACUCGCAAGUCACAAUUACUUCGAUAUAUACUUGUGUUCAAGCCAAGUAAACCUCCAAAUCAUUAGAAAAAAUCUUCCUGAUAAAUACUCCCAAUCCAUAAAACUUUUGGAACUUAACCUUCCAUCCUCAACUAGUCUUCCUCUUCACUACCAUACCACCAAUGGCCUCCCUCCCCACCUUAUGAAAACUCUCAAUGCGGAUUAUGCAAAAUCAUUUCCAGAUUUUGAAAUUGUAAUCCAAAGUAUCCGUCCUCACCUACUCAUAUAUGAUUUUAAUCAGUUGUGGGCAAUAGACGCCGCCACGUCUAUGAAUAUCCCUAGUGUUAUGUUUUGGAGCGGAUGUGUAUCAGCCUACUCUAUGACCGCUCAUUUUGCAAUCAAACCAUUAGGUGAAAAAUACCCAUUUCCUGAAAUGUAUCUUAAAGAUCAUGAGAUUGCACACAUGAAAUCGAUUGGUAAUAAAUUUAUACCUAUACCGCCAAUGGUAGAUAUAAACACUUCUUCUUAUCCCAUUUUUGAAUACAUGAAUAGGUCACGUGACAUUAUCUUGGUUAAAAGUACGCGAGAGCUAGCUGGAAAAUAUAUCGAUUACAUGUCGCAAAUUGUUGGAAAGAAGGUGUUGCCUGUGGGUCCAUUAGUUGAAGAAAACUCAAAAGAAGAUAUGAAUGAUCAUGUUGAGCUUUUUCAAUGGCUUGAUAAAAAGGAAGACUCUUCAGUUGUUUUCGUAUCUUUUGGAAGUGAAUAUUUCUUAUCUGAUAAUGAUAUAGAAGAUAUAGCCCAUGGCUUAGAGCUUAGCCAAGUAAAUUUCAUAUGGGUCAUAAGGUCUCCUGUGGGUGUAAAAACUAGUAUUCAACAAGUACUUCCUCAAGAGUUUCUUCAAAGGAUAGGAGAUAGGGGUAUUGUUACAGACAAAUGGUUACCACAGGCCAAGAUAUUGAGCCAUCCGAGUACAGGAGGAUUCAUUAGUCAUUGUGGAUGGGGUUCGGUUAUGGAAAGCAUUUACUAUGGUGUUCCAGUUAUAGCGAUGCCAAUGCAAUUUGACCAGCCAUACAACGCGAGGCUUGUCGAAAAUUUGGAGGUUGGUAUGGAUGUCAGUAGAGGUGGAGAUGGAAGGUUGAAGAGGGACGACAUGGCAGAGGUAUUGAGGAAGGUGGUGGUGGAGGAUAGUGGUGAGAACAUAAGGAAAAAUGCUAUGAAUUUGGGAGAGAUCAUGAGGAAGAAAAUGGAUGAAGGUGUUGAUAAAGAAGUGAUUGAGAAUUUGGUCAAGCUUUGUGAACUAAAGAAUUGAUUUAUACUAUAUAUACAUUCAAUUGGGAGUUCUCUAUGGAAGAAUGCUAAGUAUUUAAAUUUCUUUUCUAUUUUAAAUAACAACUAGCUAGUCUACAUUACAUUCGAUGUAUGAUACGUACGAAUAUGAAUGAUGUAUGUUUUAUCUCAUUUAAUAGGUGGGGUAUUUUUAAGGGAUUAUGGCACUGGAGUGUAACCAACUAUGACUCAAUGGUUAUGUAAUGUAGUGACCUUUCAAAUUGGCUAUGUGAUGUAAGUACCUUUCAUUUUUGUUCUUUUAAUGUAUCGGUUGACCUGUUGUACCGGUAGCCGGUAACAAUGUUAGUUUUA
Molecule: messenger RNA, 1731 nt
Organism: Erigeron canadensis
Lineage: Eukaryota; Viridiplantae; Streptophyta; Magnoliopsida; Asterales; Asteraceae
Product: cyanidin-3-O-glucoside 2-O-glucuronosyltransferase-like
Exons: 1
Coding region: 17-1402 (461 amino acids)
Molecular function (GO): UDP-glycosyltransferase activity
Source: RefSeq, a predicted model, not a curated record